CCGAGAAGAGAAGGGUUGCUGUGCAAUGGUGCAAGUCUGGUACGAAAUGUUUAUCUAUUACUUCUCCGGGAGAUUUACCUGAAAUAUGCAAACAAAGUGAUCUGGAUCUUCCUUUUUUGGAUCCAAAGGUUCACACUUAUGGUACCAGUAAUGAGGGUUUGUUGCUUAUCUACGAUGAUAACCACCUUUUUCUUUGCAACCCCACAACCAAACACUUUCGAUCCUUUCCAUCCAAAUACAAGGUACAUAAACCCGACCCAUGGAUUCCGUAUAUCGUGACUGCUGGUUUAGGCUAUCUUUCUGAAUCUGGUGAUUACAAAAUCGUAUGUGUUUAUCUAUGUGAUCGCGAAGAUCUGAAGAUGUCCAAGGUUGACAGGUUUGACAUUCAGGUGUAUUCAUUCAAAUCUAAGGAUUGGAAAAAGAUUAAAACUCCUGAUUUUUGUGCAUCUGCUUGGAUUGUCUACUCCGAACCUCCUACUUGUGUUGAAGGUAGUUGUUAUUGGUUUGCUUGUGGGACCAAAGUCGUAUCGUUCGAUUUUAGUGAAGAAAAAUUCUCUUACUUUUCUUUACCAUCUAAGACAGAUGACUAUAGCGCUCGCCUCAUCAAGUUAGAUAAUUAUUAUGGUGAAGAUUUGUAAGGCAUUAUGUACUAUCGGCUACGAGGAUCUGAAUCAUCCUCUUUUUAUGAUGGGGAUUAUUAUGAGCUUUGGGUAUGUAGGGAAGAGAAAUGGGAAAAAGAUUUUAAUGUGUCUCUUACUAGUGUUUAUGCACCAAUGACUAUGGUAGACAAUCGAUUCUUGUUUCUUCGUGGACUAUAUAAGGAUGGUGGUGGCAAUAAUAUUGCAACUAAUCAUGGUCUAUCUGUUUACGACCAUACUAGGAAAAAAUGCGUGGUUCUCGGUUUUACUGAUAAUGUCUACGUUUUCUCUUAUGUUGAGAGCUUUGUUACGCUGCUGGAUGGAAAGCCAAUUCAGGGAUCCGAUGUUCUUAAUCGUGAUAUUUCAUUGGGCAACAACGACAAUGCCAUCGAAUCCACAGCCGAGGAGGAGGAGGAAGAGCUGGAAGAGGAGGAGCAACUUUCUCUUAUCUAUUUAGUUCUUUUUACUAAUUAA
Messenger RNA from Salvia miltiorrhiza (redroot sage), 1112 nucleotides. RefSeq lists its product as uncharacterized. Bases 645 to 1112 code for a protein of 155 amino acids. The transcript is spliced from 2 exons. The record is from RefSeq and is a predicted model, not a curated record. Lineage: Eukaryota; Viridiplantae; Streptophyta; Magnoliopsida; Lamiales; Lamiaceae.